AAUAAACAAGUUAAACCACAAUAAUCCAUCUUUUCUCCACUACUACUACUACUUCUUCUUCCUCCUCAAUCAGUGGCAUGCAAACGGAGUAGAGGAUGAAGUAGGGCUAGAGAUAGGGAGGAAGAAAGCAAAGAUGAAGCCAAUUGCUCAUCAUUUCUCCCACUCCUUCUUCUUCUUCUUCUUCUUCGCCUUCAACAUCUGUUGCUGGUGCGCUACAACUUCCAGCGCAGCAGGCACUAUAGACGACGAGAUCGCCGCUUUGCUCGCUAUCAAAUCCGGCCUUGUCGAUCCCCUCCACUCCCUCAGCGACUGGAUCCCUCCGGAGAACCUGGAAGAUGACUUCUUCCACUGCAAUUGGACCGGCGUCGAAUGCAACUCCCUGGGCUUUGUUUCCGCCCUCAACCUCUCGCGCCUCAACCUUAGCGGCGUCAUCGCCGACGACCUCCGCCGCCUCAGCAGCCUCACCACACUCAACCUCUGCUGCAACUCCUUCUCCUCCUCGCUUUCCGUCUCUCUAUCCGGCCUCUCCUCCCUCCGCGAGUUCGACGUCAGCGCCAACGCCUUCGUCGGCGAGUUCCCCAACGGCCUAGGAUCGUCGCCGGGGCUCACGAUCCUGAACGCGUCGAGCAACAACUUCGUCGGAUCACUACCAAAAGAUCUAUCCAACGCGACAGCUCUCGAGGUGUUAGAUUUUCGAGGAAGCUUCUUCGAGGGGUCGAUCCCGACGGCCUACAGGAGCCUACGAAAGCUGAAAUUUUUAGGCCUUUCCGGCAACAAUCUUACCGGAAAAAUCCCAGCGGAGCUCAGCGAACUCACCUCGCUGGAGAAGCUCAUAAUAGGGUACAAUGAGCUGGAGGGAAGCAUCCCCGCCGAGUUCGGGAACCUCUCGAAUCUUCAAUACCUCGACUUGGCAGUCGGGAAUCUCAACGACGGGAUUCCGCCGGAAUUGGGAAAGCUCAAGCAGCUGACUACUCUGUUUUUGUACAAGAACAAUUUGGACGGAGAGAUUCCCAAGGAAAUUGGGAAUAUCUCGGCACUCAUGUUGCUCGACCUCUCUGACAACUUGAUUUCCGGCGGGAUUCCGCCGGAGUUAUCGAUGUUGGAGAAUUUGGAGCUGCUAAACCUGAUGUGCAACAGGCUCACUGGCACGGUGCCUGCCGGCAUUGGGGUCUUGCCUAAAUUGUUAGUGCUCGAGCUGUGGAACAACUCGCUCACCGGCGCUCUCCCACCGAAUCUGGGACGCAGCUCGCAGCUGACGUGGCUCGACGUGUCGUCGAACUCACUUUCCGGUGAGAUCCCCGGAAGCCUAUGCGACGGCGGCAGCCUCGCCAAGCUUAUCCUCUUCAACAACGCCUUCUCCGGCGGGAUUCCAACGGGACUGACGACGUGCACCACGUUGGUCCGGGUGAGGAUGCAGAGCAACCGGCUCAACGGUUCGAUCCCCGUUGGGCUAGGGAAACUGCCGAUGCUGGAGAGGUUGGAGUUGGCCGGAAACGAGCUCGACGACGAGAUUCCCGGCGACAUCGCCCUCUCGACGUCGCUCUCCUUCAUCGACCUCUCCCACAACGGCUUCCGGUUGGGCCUCCCUUCCAACAUCUUCUCCAUCCCCACGCUGCAGAGCUUCAUGGCAUCUGAUAACCGGAUCUCCGGCGAGAUUCCGGACCAGUUCCAAGACUGCCCCACGAUGGCGGUUCUCGAUCUGUCGAAUAACCGCCUUGAAGGAGGUAUCCCGGCGAGCCUUGCCGCGUGCCAGAAGCUGGUCAGUCUCGACCUCCAUGGCAAUUUGCUCGCCGGCGAGAUCCCUGUCGCGAUAGCAAUGAUGCCGGCACUCGCCACCGUUGACUUCUCUAAUAACCUGCUAACAGGACCGAUACCGGAGAACUUUGGGAGCUCGCCGGCGCUUGAGACCUUGAAUUUGUCGCACAACAAUCUCUCUGGCCCUCUCCCCGCAAAUGGCAUACUGAGGACCAUAAACCCUGACGAGCUCGCUGGGAAUUCGGGACUUUGUGGCGGAGUGCUGCCUCCGUGCAGCUCGGGAGACGGGGAGGCUUGGUCGGGGAGUCGAAAGAGUGCUCGAUUGAAGCACAUCGUCGCCGGAUGGAUGACAGGCAUCGCGGUGGUGCUCGCCUUCUGCAUCAUUCUCUUGGGCGCUCAGUAUCUUUACAAGAAAUGGUAUGCCAGCAACGGCAGCUGCUGCGAGGAACGCUUUGACGAAGAGACUGGCGGCGCAUGGCCGUGGCGGCUGACGGCGUUUCAGCGGCUCUACUUCACGAGCGGAGAAAUCAUCGCCUGUGUCAAGGAGGCGAACGUCAUCGGAAUGGGUGCCACUGGGAUCGUCUACAAGGCCGAGCUCCCCCGGCCUCCGCACACGGUGGUGGCCGUCAAGAAGCUCUGGCGGGCUGGCGGCUCUCCCGACAACGCCGCAGUAGGUGGCGGUAGCUCGAGCCUCGCCGCCGAAAUGGCCGGAGAAGUCAACGUACUAGGCAAGCUCCGGCACCGCAACAUCGUACGAUUGCUCGGUUACAUGCACAACGACGUCGACACAAUGAUCCUAUACGAGUACAUGCCCAACGGCAGCCUGUGGGAGGCGUUGCACGGGCCGCAGCAGGGCGGCGGCGGCGUACUCGCUGACUGGGUGGUGCGGUACAACGUGGCUGCCGGUGUCGCACAGGCACUCGCCUACCUCCACCACGACUUCAACCCUCCCAUAAUUCACAGAGACAUUAAGUCGAACAACAUCUUGCUCGACGCCAACCUCGACGCCCGAAUCGCCGACUUCGGCCUCGCGAGGAUGAUGUCGAGGACCAAUGAAUCCGUGACGAUGGUCGCCGGGUCGUACGGCUACAUCGCUCCAGAGUAUGGCUACACGCUGAAGGUGGAUCAGAAGAGCGACAUCUACAGCUUCGGGGUGGUGCUGAUGGAGCUGGCGACCGGGAAAAAGCCCAUCGAGGCGGAGUUCGGCGAAGGGCAGGAGAUCGUGGGGUGGGUUCGGGACAAGCUGAGAAGCAACCAGGUGGAAGAGGUGCUGGACGGGAGCGUGGGCGGGCGGUGCAAGCAUGUGCAGGAGGAGAUGGUGUUGGUGCUGCGGAUCGCGGUGCUGUGCACGGCGAAGCUGCCCAAGGACCGGCCGUCGAUCAGGGACGUGCUCACGAUGCUCGGCGAGGCGAAGCCGCGGAGGAAGAGCAGCAGUGCCGGGGCAGCGGAAAGCAACGUGAUGGACAAGGACAAGCCUGUGUUCACUACCUCACCGGAUUCCGGCUACUUGUGAACAGGGGCGUUGCAUGGCUCCUCAUUCCUUGAAUUCAUUUUUUGUUUGUUUGUAUGUAGCUUAAUUUCAAAUGCAUGAGAUCAAUCGUGUUAUUGUAAACCUUCAUUCUUCCCUACAAAAUUUCUUCUAACUUCUUUGUUUGUAA
Messenger RNA from Zingiber officinale, 3413 nucleotides. RefSeq names its product MDIS1-interacting receptor like kinase 1-like. Gene Ontology annotation, molecular function: protein kinase activity; protein binding; ATP binding. The record is from RefSeq and is a predicted model, not a curated record. NCBI's taxonomy places the organism in Eukaryota, Viridiplantae, Streptophyta, Magnoliopsida, Zingiberales, Zingiberaceae. The transcript is spliced from 2 exons. Bases 134 to 3268 code for a protein of 1044 amino acids. Gene Ontology annotation, biological process: protein phosphorylation. Gene Ontology annotation, cellular component: plasma membrane.